Sphaerodactylus townsendi is the source of this 1927-nucleotide messenger RNA. It is a transcript of the gene CLN3, whose product is annotated as CLN3 lysosomal/endosomal transmembrane protein, battenin. The record is from RefSeq and is a predicted model, not a curated record. The transcript has 16 exons. Gene Ontology annotation, cellular component: lysosome; membrane. Bases 144 to 1493 code for a protein of 449 amino acids. NCBI's taxonomy places the organism in Eukaryota, Metazoa, Chordata, Lepidosauria, Squamata, Sphaerodactylidae. Gene Ontology annotation, biological process: lysosome organization; regulation of intracellular pH.
CUUGAUUGGACACUCAAGCUCACGUGACUCCAGUUUCAGGAAUCAGCUUCUGACAUCUGUGGCUUUUUGGAUUCAGAGGAGCAAUAAUAUUCGGGGGUGUUUCUUGAAGGUUUGUUGUAGACAGCCCCCUACUCCUUUCUGCCAUGGGGACCACCGGACGUGAAUGGCAGAUCCUCACUGCUGACUCGGAGGAGGAAGAUGAAGAUGAAUCUUCUCUUGAGGAGGCUGAGGCCACUGUGGAUGCCCGUAAGAAGUGGAGAAACAACGCAGGCUUUUGGCUUCUGGGCCUCUGCAACAACUUUGCCUACGUGGUAAUGCUGAGUGCAGCCCAUGACAUUCUCAGCCAUCAAAAAGUCCCCAGUGGCAACGGGACCAUAUCGACUCCCCUCAGCACCAAUCCAGGGAACGUCUCUAAUACCUCUCGCUAUGACUGCAACAUGAUCUCAACAGGGGCUGUGCUGCUGGCUGACAUUUUGCCCACUCUGCUGAUUAAAUUCAGUGCUCCUUUUUAUAUCCAUCUGCUGCCUUAUGGCUUGCGAGUCAUCAUUUGUGUCCUCACAGCCCUGGGCAGUUUCUUGCUGGUAGCCUUCUCGGCAGGCCCGGCCCAAAGCUUUGCAGGUGUUGUGUUGGCCAGUGUUUCAUCCGGCCUGGGCGAAAUCACAUUCUUGGCAUACACAUCUUUUUUUGACAGUGGUGUGGUAUCUGCCUGGUCUUCAGGAACUGGUGGUGCUGGCCUACUGGGGGCUCUGUCCUAUCUUGGGCUGACACAGGCUGGGAUGACCCCUCAGCACACCCUUCUCGUCAUGAACGUCAUUCCUGUCACUAUGCUGGCCAGCUAUUUGCUAUUGGCGCCGCCCCCACAAGCCCCACGCUGGGGCAGGUCUGCUCACCCUCCUGGGCCUUCAUAUCCCCAUUCUUCGACUCAUCAGCCACUUUUAGGGGGUGUGGCCUCUCUCCAAAACCAGUCACAAAAUCAUAAUAUCAGCUUACAAGAAAAGGGGCAGGUGGUCAAGAGUCUCUUGAAAUACCUCCUACCAUUGGCUGUUGUGUAUUUUGCAGAGUACUUCAUCAACCAGGGUCUGUUUGAGCUGCUGUAUUUCAAACAAGCACCGCUGACCCACCCACAACAAUACCGCUGGUACCAGAUGCUCUACCAAGCCGGAGUCUUUCUUUCCCGUUCCUCCGCUAGCUGUGUACGGAUUCCCCAUAUAUGGGUCCUGGCAGUGCUGCAGUGCCUGAACAUGGUGUUCUUCCUGGCCGCCGUAUACUUCAUGUUUUUGCCCAGCGUUUAUUUGGUUUUCGUUCUCAUCGUCUACGAGGGGCUGCUUGGAGGAGCAAGUUACGUGAACACCUUCCACUGUGUCAGUGCAGAGAGCCAGCCUGAGCAUCGGGAGUUUGCCAUGGGAGUGGCGUGUGUAGCCGACACACUGGGCAUAUCGCUUUCAGGUGCCUUGGCCAUCCUGGUCCACAACUAUUUCUGUUCUCUCUCCUGAGGCCGGCUUUAACGAGAAACCAACAGAUGCCUCUGCGUGCCAAGUCUGUGCCCCAAAGGUGCAGACCGAUCAUGCUCUACGAGUUCCAAGUCAGGAGCUCCUAAUGUUUUUGGGGUUUUUUGUUAACUCAUGGCACUUAUGGGUCCAACACAGAUUGGGACAAAAGCCAGAAGAGGAUUUAAGCCUUUCUCCUCAUGCCAUUUGGCCAACCUCAGUACAGCUCUAGAGACUUACUACUUGCCUGACUGGGGAAACAUACAGAUACUGAUCAUAUGAGUACUGUAUAAUACCUAGCACAUAUCAGAUUAGACCCUGAGUGGUGAACAAGACAAGUAAAACUUUAGCCUGUACACUUUUCUGCCUGUAAAGGAAGAAAGAAGCCACACUGGAGUCAGGGCGUCUCUCCUUAUAAAAGGCUUGAAGCGUGAUAUUUA